AUGGUAGAAGGUAUGCCAACUGUUAAAAGAGUGGAGAAAGUUUGUGAUGGGUGUGCUCUUGGGAAACAGCAUAGAACACCUUUUCCACAAGUGUCAAGUUAUAGAGCAGAGAAGGGAUUAGAACUUGUGCAUGCAGACUUGUGUGGGCAUAUUACUCCCAAGACUCUAGGGGGUGCCUCAUACUUCUUGCUGGUGGUGGAUGAUCACAGCAGAUAUAUGUGGGUGGAAAUGCUCAAGACAAAAGAUCAGGCUCUAGAUUGUUUCAAGAAAAUCAAACUAAGCGCUGAAAUGGAAUCUGGUGGCAAGUUGAAGGCCCUGAGAACAUAUAGAGGGGGAGAGUUUACUUCUAAUCCUUUCUCAAUUUUCUGCAGUGAAGGUGGGAUUAAGCACUACACCACCACCCGUUAUUCUCCCCAGCAGAAUGGAGUGGUAGAAUGUCGAAAUCAAACAGUUGUUGAAAUGGCUAGGUGUAUGCUGAAAACAAUGAAGGUUCCAUCUGUUUUUUGGGGUGAGGCAGUCUGUACUGCUGUUUAUGUGCUGAACAGGUCAUCUACCAAGAGCCUGAACAGCAAGACCCCAUUGGAAGCUUGGCAUGGAAGAAAACCAAGAGUUAGCCACCUAAAAACUUUUCGUUGUGUUGCUCAUGUGAAAUUGGUUGGUCCAGGUUCCAUUAGCCCACCGAGAUCACCUGCAUUGAAGAAGUUCAAGCCAAAUCCAAGGAGGCAGCCAGAGAAGAAGAUGGGCGACGGCACGUCAUCGAGUGCGCUCCCCGACGGCGUGAAUUAUGAAGCGAUGGAGAUAUGGGAGACGAUUGAUCCAUGCACCAACGUCAAGCGAUCUCAAGAUCGACAGGCGAUGGGGGUGCUCCUGCCUUCUAUCCCGAAGGAGAUGUGGGCGACACCGGGGGGGGCACAAGACCGUCAAGGAUGCGUGGGAGGUGGUGCAGACGAUGCGUCUUGGUGCCGAUCGCAUGAAGGACGUUAA
Molecule: messenger RNA, 984 nt
Organism: Miscanthus lutarioriparius
Lineage: Eukaryota; Viridiplantae; Streptophyta; Magnoliopsida; Poales; Poaceae
Source: the annotation of a GenBank genome assembly